AUGACAACGGAACUGGGUGUCCGUGAUGUUACGGGCCGUGCAGUGGUGCGCGCAGUGCCCCCAAAACGCUGGGCUCGCCUCGUCGUUGACUCUACGGCCCGGGACGGCCUCGAUGGCCCCGCAGCAGAGCGUGCAGUUGCUGAUGGCCUGCUGCACCACCUCGUCAAGCCCGCGGCCCCUGCGCUGCUGCUCAGUUACCUCUCGGCAGCACUGGCAAGCGGAAUUGUCACUGCUCGAACAUUUGCCCUGUCGCUGCUCGCGCACCUCCACCGUGCCGAGGGCACCUCUGUGGUCGACACACCACAGCUUGCAUCUAUUGCCGGAACCCUUUUGGCCAACCCCACAGACCUGGGACCAGGCGAAUACCUGCCUUCCCCCGUCUCGCUGUCGAGCCUCGCUGAUGUGCCCGACGUCGGCACGAGCGCCUCGGCGGCCGCCGACGAAGUGCCGGCCCUCUCACUACUGAUGCCUUUGCUUCGACUGUGUGCCAACGCUCCCGCCCCCGUCCCCCUGCUCGCGCUCGCUGCGCGUCUGGCAGCGUUCAUCCCUCCUCUGCCGGCACCACCAUUCGAUGUCGGUCUCGAGGCGGCCCAGCUCUCGGGCUCGCUCCCAGAGGAUGUCGCCACACCCCUUCGCGAAUGCCUGGCGGGACUCAUGGCUGACCUGCCUUUGCCUGCUGCAGCCCCAGGUCCACCAGCUAUCACGCUCUUUGAUGGCCCGCUGGCUGGCCCAAAUGGAUCGUCGUUUGGCGAUCUUGGCGCGUCCCUCGCACCAUUGGGAGGGCCCCUAUCCCUCCCUCUGCCGCAAGCAGUCGCCUUCCUCAUCGAGUAUGCGCACCGUGCACACGGUUGGGUGCGGAAUUCGCAGUACGCAACGAGCCCGCCUACACCACCAAUGCACCUCAUCCAGCUCAUCCGUCUCGGCCGCGCGCUCACGGCCGACUCGCAAGAGUUCCUCGCAGCGCUCCUUGACGCCGCCAUCACACGCGUCAUCUCCAGCUGGUCUCAUGGGCCAUUUGCUGCGGUUCGCCCCUUUUCAUUCUUCACAGACGAGCUGCCGGUCCUGCUUCGGUGGUGGCGUGACAACUCGGAUCCCAAGUGGCCGUUCCCGCAAAACUUGCAGGGUGCGCUGGGCGAUGUGUUUGCGGCCCACUCGUCCCAGCUUGCAAACACAUACCAGGCGCUCAACUCGAUCUAUACGGCCAAGUUUUCGCAGUCGGAGCCCGACGACGAGGCCGGGCCGUAUGUCCAGCCUGACGGGUGGUCUAUGCUCUCCAUCGAGGCGACGGCUGUGCGCCGCUAUGUCUCACUGGGGCUGUUGGAUGACGAGGCGACGAUCGCUCUUACGGGAAGCGCGGUAAAGGCGACUCAGAACGGCGAGUCGCUGUUGGAACGACUGGCCACGUCGUCCCAGUCCCAUCUGGCCGCCCUGGAGUUCUUUAUUCCGUACGCUGCGGGCGCGACGCAUGCGUUUGGGUCAGAGCUGGCAAAGUGCAUUGCGAACAUUGCUCAACAACCGCCGCCUGAAAAUCUCUUUAUCCGCCUUGCCGGCUCUCCCUCCUUGCUCGGCCUAGUGUCCGCGUACAUUAUGCCAAUGACACUGCUAGACCUGCUCACGACCCAUCUCCUGGACCGCGCAGAAGACGAGGUGAUGCGUGCAGAGGACCCACAAGGCAGUCUUAUUCGCUUUGGCGCCGGUGUAGUGCUCGUCGAAGCAAUCUGCGCACAGUUCGAGCUUCCACUCCCGGACCUCUUGUAUGACGCUCGGCGCGCGACCAACCUCGCAGACCUGCCCGAGGUUGAGCUCAACCACCUGAACGGCUGGAUCAAGGCCCUGUUCGGCUCGGACGGCAUUGACGACGAGAUUGUCAUGACUACGUCGCCGCAGAACCUGUGCCGCUUCUCGUCCACCAUCGUGCAACAGUCGGUCGUGGCUGCCAUGUCUGGCCAGAUUGACCUCGACACACUGCACAGCGGACUGUCGUACUAUGCCCAGCCCCUGUUGAGCUGGUGUCUUGGCAGCGUUGUCGGCUGGUUGUGUGCUGAGAUUGAGCGCCAGGGAUUGUUGUCCGGCAUGCACCUGAACGUCCUGCAGACACUUGUCCUCGACUCGUCCUUCCCCGAGCCGUUACUGCGAGUAAACGCCAAGGCCAUCAACCACCUCUUGGAACAGACCACGGGACUCCAGCAGGUCCUCCAGAGUUCCAACUUUGACCAUGUGGCCGUGCGUGCGCGUCUGCAGGCUGUCGGGUCGGCCGAUGGCGGUGUUCUUAUGCCAGAGACCCCACGCUCGCCUCCUUUGCCGACACUACGCAGCGAGCUGCAAGCUGUGCGCCACUUGGACCUUGCUGCACCAGGCUGGGUCGAGCGUCUGCUUGACGCUUUGCGAUCCUCACUCAGCACACACGGAGGACUCAAGACAGUCGAGGCAGUGUUGACCGACAUUCUGUACCCGACCCUCACAGACGUGGAGGGUACCAACAGUGACCCGCUGGUCCAGUUCCUCGCCCUCAUCUCUAUCCUCCCCAUCCCGCGCGUCUCCCCGGUGCCAAUCGCAUUCACCAUUGUGGACGCGUACCUGCCGUCGCUGUUCGGUCCACGAUCAAUCCUCAUCCCGCCCCUUCCGCCACUCAACCCCUUUGUUGUCAACAUGGCCGGACAGCCGAACGAGACAUUGCCACCACCACCGAUCGAGGUGGCUGCGCGCGCACUGCAUCGUCUGCUGCGGUUGGCCCUGUUUGCUGCAGACGCCGAGAGCGACGCUAUUGCCAACACACUCGCGUCCCACCUCGCCGACGAGCUGGCGUUCCAGCGCGCACGUCCCGACGCGGGCAGUAAACGCAAACGCGUUACCAAGGGCCCCGGAUCAGGCGAGCCGCCCAUGAGCGCCGACCUGCGUGAGAUGCUCAACCAGCUGAGUGCGGCGUUUGAGGCCGAUGACGAGGUCAAGGCGCGGUGGCCAGCUCUGGGCGCCUAG
Messenger RNA from Apiotrichum porosum, 2976 nucleotides. It is a transcript of the gene NUT1, whose product is annotated as mediator complex subunit. Gene Ontology annotation, biological process: regulation of transcription by RNA polymerase II. The transcript has 5 exons. Lineage: Eukaryota; Fungi; Basidiomycota; Tremellomycetes; Trichosporonales; Trichosporonaceae. Gene Ontology annotation, molecular function: transcription coregulator activity. Gene Ontology annotation, cellular component: mediator complex. The record is from RefSeq and is a predicted model, not a curated record. The coding region runs from base 1 to 2976 and encodes 991 amino acids.